This is a messenger RNA of Anarrhichthys ocellatus (wolf-eel), 1003 nucleotides long. RefSeq names its product elastase-1-like. Gene Ontology annotation, molecular function: serine-type endopeptidase activity. NCBI's taxonomy places the organism in Eukaryota, Metazoa, Chordata, Actinopteri, Perciformes, Anarhichadidae. Gene Ontology annotation, biological process: proteolysis. The transcript is spliced from 8 exons. The record is from RefSeq and is a predicted model, not a curated record. The coding region runs from base 72 to 878 and encodes 268 amino acids.
AUCAAGCCAGGGUAUAAAACACACCAGAGGAUUAUUCAUUCCCUGAGAAAACGUCCUGGCGCACUGCAGACAUGUUUAGGCUUCUGGUGUUGACAACUAUCGCAGCCCUGGCGCUGGCUGAGCUGGAGCCCCAGCCCAGGUAUCUGGAGGACAGCUUUGAAAGAGUCGUGGGAGGUGAGAUGGCCAAACCCAACUCCUGGCCCUGGCAGAUCUCUCUUCAGUACAGAUCUGGCAGCAAUUACUACCACACAUGCGGAGGAACCCUGAUUGAGAGAGGCUGGGUUAUGACCGCUGCUCAUUGUGUGGAUAGGCCUAGGACGUGGCGUGUCCUUCUCGGUGAACAUAACUUCAACAUGAACAGCGGCAGAGAGCAGAUCAUGACUGUCAGCCAGGUUUACAUCCACCCCGGCUGGGACUCCAGCAGACUGGCCGAUGGGUUCGACAUUGCCCUGCUGCGUUUGACCUCUGAGGUGACCCUGAACUCCUAUGUCCAGCUGGGCUCUCUGCCUCCCACGGGCCAGAUUCUGCCCCACAACAACCUCUGCUACAUCACCGGAUGGGGUCGCAUCAUCACCGGCGGCGCCCUCCCCAAUCUGCUGCAGCAGGCCGUCCUUCCUGUCGUCGACCACAAGACCUGCACCAGCUCUGGCUGGUGGGGCAGCACUGUCAAGACUAACAUGGUGUGCGGUGGUGGUGGUGCCAAGGCUGGAUGCAAUGGUGACUCUGGUGGCCCUCUGAACUGCCUUGUUGAUGGAAAAUACUACGUCCACGGUGUUACCAGCUUUGUGUCUAGUUUGGGAUGCAACGCGCCCAAGAAGCCCACCGUCUUCACCCGUGUCUCCGCCUACAUCGACUGGAUGGACUCCACCAUGAUGUAAACAGACGAGUCGCCCAUGUUGCAGCACACAAAGACAGAGCAUGCAUUCGACCACGUUUUCAUCUACUGUGCUUCCUCAUUUGUCUGCUCUCGUUCAACAUAAAAUAAAGUUCAUUUAAACUUUGA